Molecule: messenger RNA, 1085 nt
Organism: Radiomyces spectabilis
Lineage: Eukaryota; Fungi; Mucoromycota; Mucoromycetes; Mucorales; Radiomycetaceae
Exons: 4
Coding region: 249-800 (183 amino acids)
Source: RefSeq, a predicted model, not a curated record
AAAAAAAAAAGGUAUCAACUGCGGCUUUCCGAUGCCAGAUUGAUGACGCAGUGUGCAAUAUUGUACAAAAUGUGACAACGGUGAGCAGUAAAAACCUGAGGCAUUGAAGGCUAGUGUGUUUAUUACGCCAUAUAAACACAGGUUAAAGAGCGGGCGUCGAAAUCAUCUCCAGGUUAUGGCAAACCUAAGAAUCAAUCAAUUUGUUGCGCAGCUCUGGUUGCCUCUUGGUACUUAUUUCACGCGUUACUAUGCCCAACGGCAAACCGCCUUAUUUAGCAAAUACCUACACCAGUGCAAUACGUGAAUCACUUGUACUUCCAGAAUUCUUCGAGUCGGAAGCGCCUUGCGAAUGGAACGCGAUUGCCUAUCUAACUCAAUUAGUGCAAAAAAACCCGACAAUUCCCAGUCGCAGCGGGAAUAAGGCGCUUUAUGAUGAUCUCGAAUUGAUUCGUAAUCAUGUUGUCCCGGGAACAGUUGCGGACUCGAUCUUGAGGCAAAUAGAGAUCUCCAUGAAGACAAAAAAAGCCAAGGACCUUAUUUCGGAUUUCUGGAAGUCGUCGCGUUUUAUCGCAUCCAGCACCGUUCAAUAUGCAGCGCAAAAGCAUCGGCUGCGAGGCCAUAUGGCAGAGGAAGUGGUUGAUGAAGUUGAAAGUAGGCGCUUGAAACGACAAUGUACGGGCGGCCCAUCAAGGGGGCAUCAUCUCGACGGUGACGAUGAGGGUGACGGGACGGAAAAAUCCAACUACGAGAGAAUGGACUUGAGCUACUGCUCGCGGAAGGUUCAUCGUCAUAUGGUAUAAAUGACAAAAGCAAAACCAGCUUCGAUCAUUACAAGGCCAUGUUUGGUUUAUUGGCGAUGCUUCGUACUAUUGCUGCUCAUCAUCAAUAUGCUGAAUUUGCGACGUUCAGCAGGUUCAAAGUACACUUCAUCCAUACACACAGUAAAUAAAAUUCAGAUUGCCCUCUUAUAUGUCUGGGUAACAUUUUAGCAACUUCGUAGAUCGUGCCAUCGGCCAUUGGACAAUACUCCUGCACCUGGCUUAUAUAUGAUGAACAAGGGACAAAAAGUCGAUAUUCUUGCAGCC